CAGAAGUUUUCAAACAACACUAGCUAGCAAGCUAGCCGUUACACAUUUCUUCUGCUCAGGGAUCUACAGGGAUUUGGGGUAUUUUUGGCUAGUGGGCUAGUCUGUUCUUAAACAGCCAGCGAUGUCAGCCAGCUCCAAGAGGAGGAGAGCCACCUCUCCCUCCAGCAGCGUCAGUGGAGGGGGCGACCUGGACGAGACCUCCUCCUCCACGCCUGGAAGCGGCAGGAAGAGAAGACGCACCUCCAAUGCUGCUCCUGUAGAUACGAUUGCUGUAUGCCAUGAGCUCUUCAAUGCUGUCAGGGAUUACAAGGAUGACCGGGGGAAGCAACUUUGUGACGUUUUCCUAAGGGUACCAAAGAGAAGGAAUCAGCCUGAUUAUUAUGAAGCGGUGUCCCAGCCGAUGGAUAUGACAAAAAUUCAAGCUAAACUGAAGUCUGAAGACUAUAAUGAUGUGGAGCAGCUUACUGGAGAUUUCAGGCUCAUGUUCAACAAUGCAAAAUCAUUCUACAAGCGUGACACUGAGGAGUAUCAGUCUGCAAGCAAGUUGUGGGAGGUGUACUUGCAAACAAGGAAUGAUUUUCUGCAAAAUGAGGAUGAUGAAGAUGGUGAUGAAAUGAUGGAUACUCCAGGAAUGUCAACGGAGGAAGAGACUCCAACUGGCAAUUUGAAGGAAGUGUUGGAGCAGCUCUUGGAGGCUAUAGUGACCCACCCUGAUCCCGCGGGGCGUAUGGUCAGCGAACUGUUCCAGAAACUGCCUUCCAAAGUGCAUUACCCCGACUACUAUGCCGUCAUAAAGGAGCCAAUAGAUCUGAGAUCCAUCACUCAAAGGAUACAGAUUGGAUACUAUAAAAGUAUCAAUGCCAUGGCCAAGGACGUCGACCUGAUGGCCAAAAAUGCCAAAAUGUACAAUGAACCAGGAUCUCAGGUUUUUAAGGAUGCUAAUACCAUAAAGAAAGUCUUCAUCCAGCGGAAGACUGAUCUUGAACACGCAGAGCCGACUAAAUCCAGUGUUCGCAUCAGGAAUCGCAGGUCUGGCCAGGGGGAUCGACUUUCAGGCGUCAGCGUAGCUCUUAACUACGGCUCAGAGAGUGAGGACGACCCCAUGCUCUCUGGGUCUGUGUGCUACGACGAGGGAGAGUCAGAGGCUGAGAGUCAGAGUUCUAGUAUGGAGAUGAGCAACCCAAUCUUCCAGCUGUAUGAAGCUGUGAGGGGGGCCAGGAACAGCCAGGGCCAAGUCUUCUCUGAACCUUUCCAGCACCUUCCCUCUCGCAGGGAGUAUCCCGACUACUUCACGCAGAUCAAGCUGCCCAUCGCUCUGACGCAGAUCCGAGCAAAGAUGAAGAACCUCGAGUAUGAAAAUGUGGACCAGAUGGAGACUGACCUCAAUCUGAUGUUUGAGAAUGCAAAGCGCUACAACAUGCCGAACUCCAGCAUUUACAAACGGGCCUUUAGGCUUCAGCAGAUCUUGCAGGCGAAAAAGAGGGAACUCCUGAGGAGAGACGAUGAGGACGGAGACAGCAUUCUGUCAUCUGAUGCAGGGAGCGUCAAGAGAAAGAGCCACAAGAAAAAUGUGAAGAAGAACCGAAUGAAAACCCUGUAUGCUGCAGUGACUGAGGCUCGGGAGGUGGGAACCAAUCGCCGUCUCUGUGAUCUGUUCAUGGUCAAACCAUCCAAGAAGGACUACCCUGACUACUAUAAAGUCAUCCUGGAACCCAUGGACAUGAAGACCAUCGAGCACCACGUCCGCAGUGAGCGCUAUGCCACAGAGGAGGCUCUCAUGGAAGAAAUGAGGUUGAUGUUCCGAAAUGCCCGGCAUUACAAUGAGGAAGGGUCUCAGGUUUACAAUGAUGCUGAUAUUCUGGAGAAGAUACUGAAGGACAAGCGUAAAGAGUUGGGACCUCUGCCAGAAGAAGAGGAUGUGGGAUCUCCCAAACUGAAACUGAGAAAAAGUGGUGUUUCUCCAAAGAAGUCCAAAUACCUCACCCCUCUCCAGCAGAGGUUAAAUGAGCUCUAUGACGCCGUGCGCAACUUCACCGACCGCAGAGGCCGCCGUCUGAGCACAAUCUUCCUGCGCCUGCCAUCUCGUGCCGAGUUGCCUGACUACUAUGCUACCAUCAAGAGACCCAUCGAUAUGGAGCGCCUGCGAAGCCAUAUGACGGGCGGCCGUUACCAAGACACAGAGGCCUUGGUGGAGGACUUUUCCCUCAUGUUCAACAAUGCCUGCAUUUACAACGAGCCGGAGUCUCUGAUCUACCGCGAUGCUCUGGUGCUGCACCGGGUGCUGCUGGAGACACGCAAACAACAGGAGGGGGGCGAGGACUCGGUGCCCGCUGCGGUGGGUCCUCUGGUGCGAGAGCUGAUCCGGAACCUGUUUGUGUCCGUGAUGGGCCACCAGGACGAAGAGGGCCGAUGCUACAGUGACUCUCUGGCUGAGAGCCCCGCUGUGGAUCCAGCAGCCCCCGAGAAACCACCGCUUAACUUUGAUGUCAUCAGGAUGAACGUGGACCGAGGCCGCUACAGGAGGCUGGACGUGUUUCAGGAACACAUGUUCGAAGUGCUCGAGAAAGCAAGGAGGCUACACAGGUAUAUUUGA
Molecule: messenger RNA, 2593 nt
Organism: Notothenia coriiceps (black rockcod)
Lineage: Eukaryota; Metazoa; Chordata; Actinopteri; Perciformes; Nototheniidae
Product: protein polybromo-1-like
Exons: 16
Coding region: 122-2593 (823 amino acids)
Biological process (GO): chromatin remodeling; transcription elongation by RNA polymerase II
Cellular component (GO): SWI/SNF complex; RSC-type complex
Molecular function (GO): protein binding; chromatin binding
Source: RefSeq, a predicted model, not a curated record